GGACUAGGGGGUCUAUGAUCACAAAGGGCGCAUGAGGAGGGAGGGGUUCAUAGGCCUCGUCGUUUGAGUGGUCAAUUGACUUGAUCCCAAUCCCCACUUUCAAGGCGCGAGUUGUCAGGACCAAAAAUAUCCGGGAUCUCGACCGGAGGGGUUUUUGGGGAUGCAUCCAGAUUAAAUAUCUCUUGAGAGGGCGUGCUUCUCGGGGGAAGCGCUCGCCUUAGGCGCCAACCAUUGAAGGAGGAAGAAAAUUUGGCCAUAGAUACCAACCCUACCAGCUUUCGCCAUGCAGCGCACGUUUCUCGCCUUUCAGCACAAUGCUAAGCUCCAUUCCCUACCGGCCGUUGUCACCGCGGUCAGAUCAGUGGCGGUUCUCGAGGAGGCAAACCGAGGCCUCUUUAAGCAAGCCGCCGACGAUAAUCAUGUCGUAGUCACCGAUAAGACGAUAUUUCAUCCCCAGGGCGGCGGCCAACCUUCAGAUGUUGGCGUCAUGACAAGUGCAGACGGGGCUAGUUUUGAUGUGGCCAUGGUGCGCAUGAGCGCUGUAAACGACGGCGAAGUGCUUCACUACGGCCGAUUUACAAACCCCGCGUCGAUAUUUAAGCCGGGCGACGUCGUCACCCACACCAUCGACAGCGAGAGGAGGAAUUUGUAUUCCCGGUAUCACACGGCCGGGCACGUUCUUGGCGCAGCAGUCCGCCACCUCCUCGCGAAGCAGAUUGCCAAUUUCGACGAGCUCAAAGCAUCGCAUUUCCCCGAUUCCGCCGCGUGCGAAUUCCAAGGUCUCAUCGAGGGCAAGUGGAAAGACGCCAUCCAAGCGCGCGUGGACGAGUACGUUGGCCGGGACAUGCCCGUCGAAAUCGAUUGGUGGGACGAGGGCGACUUCAGGGACAACGGGCUCGAACGGCUGAUACCCGACCGGAAGGCCAUGGGCAUGGCGGACGACGAGAAGUUCCGCGUGGUGAAAAUCGUCGGCGCCGAGGUAUAUCCCUGCGGAGGCACGCACGUCGACAGCACGGAAUUAUGCGGUAGAACCAGCGUGAAGAAGAUUAGCCGAGCCAAGGGGACUAGCCGGGUGAGCUACCUGCUGCCGUGACGGUAGGGGAUAUUAUAGAGGCAUGUGAAUUCGGUAGGGGGCGGGGG
Durotheca rogersii is the source of this 1140-nucleotide messenger RNA. RefSeq names its product ThrRS/AlaRS common domain-containing protein. Gene Ontology annotation, molecular function: Ser-tRNA(Ala) deacylase activity; nucleic acid binding; ATP binding. Gene Ontology annotation, biological process: alanyl-tRNA aminoacylation; regulation of translational fidelity. The record is from RefSeq and is a predicted model, not a curated record. The transcript has a single exon. Lineage: Eukaryota; Fungi; Ascomycota; Sordariomycetes; Xylariales; Xylariaceae. The coding region runs from base 284 to 1093 and encodes 269 amino acids.